This is a messenger RNA of Cannabis sativa, 566 nucleotides long. RefSeq lists its product as uncharacterized. Lineage: Eukaryota; Viridiplantae; Streptophyta; Magnoliopsida; Rosales; Cannabaceae. Bases 89 to 400 code for a protein of 103 amino acids. The record is from RefSeq and is a predicted model, not a curated record. The transcript is spliced from 2 exons.
UACAUUUGAAAUGCUACUUAUACACAAUAAUUUUUAAUAUUAUUUAAUUAACAAUUAACGAAAUAUAAUUAUUAAAUGUGCAUUUCAGAUGCCGACUCUACACCAAUCAGUUGAUGACAUCACUCCAACCACAGUUGGAUGGAAAAUAAAAAUGACAGUUCUACAAAAAUUUCCACCACGAACAAGCAUGAGUUCACCAGUCCGAUAUCAGAAGCUGUUUUUAUCUGAUCCAAAGGGGACGAGAGUAGAUGCAGUAAUUUUCGCUGAAGAUAUUGAAGCUUUGGAGGACACUUUGCAUGAGUUACACACCUACCACAUCAGUGAUGCCCGUGUCAACAGAACCCCUGCCAGAUACCUUAAAAAUGGCACAAAUUACCAUUUUAGCUGGACACUGAACUAAAAAACACAAGUUGUUGAAGUCCAAGAAGAAGACAAACAAAUUUCUAAGCCAGUCCAUGAGUUCGUUUCGUUUAAGAACUUGUCAUCUGACAAAUACUCCAACACACCACAAGGUAACUUCGGAUCCCAACAAUAUACCAACAUGACAAAUGAUUUACGAAGUUUUA